AUGCCCAACAACCCAGUCGAUGAGGACCAAAAGCUGCUGCGUCAAGAGAAUGGAGCUUCGCCUCCGUCCCCCGCAGAUGGAGAUGCAGAUCUGUCAUUGACGCCCAGCACUGGCAUCGUUAGCGAUACCGUCUCACUGGGAAUUUCUUCUUCACUCUCCUCUGCAAGCAAGCCACAAACAAGGCUGGAGAUGUUCCCGCCUUUGAUGCUACUGAAAGAGUCUUCGCUCGACGAGCUCAAGUCAAAUGCCGUAGGACCUCGGAAGCCUCCAGGUGGUUUCUUGGCCAAAUUGCCGCCGAUGGGAAGCAUGAUCAGCACCGUUGUCGAUUUUAUCAUUGGUAUGGAGGGUAGCGCCUUUGCUGCGGGCAUCUUCCGACUUGAGCUGCUACGAGACUUUGCCCAAAUCAUGGCUCUGCAGCUGCACUUUGACGUCUCCCCUUCAACGGGCGGGGCAGAGAAGUGGAGCGCGAGAUGGAUCAUCUUGCAUUUCAUACCGUCUAUACUGGCGCUUGACUUUGUUAGCAUUCUCGGCAAAGCGCUCAUCUUGUUGCUCAUUUGGAUAAUCGUCGUUGCCGCUUUGCUCAUCAAGUUUUGGAGGAUGACUCGCGCUCCAAACCCGAAUCGCACGAUCGAGGGCUUUGUCUCCCAGCCAUGGUUGUUCACGUCACCGUCCAUGGGCACGAAGCUCGUCAACAUCCUCACCGUCUUCAUCUUGACAACGCUGUACAUCCCUCUGUCCAAGCUGGCAGUCGACACCAUCAGUUGGUCUUCGGACUUCUGGCCGGUCCCCAACCCGUACGCGAACGGCGACAACGUCGGCGAUCUUGCACCACUUGGUCCCGCAUCGCGUUUUCGAGAUCCGAUGGACUUCUGUUGGACGACCACCAUGGCAAAAGACGAGUUCAAUUUCGCUUGGCUAGCCGUGCCUAUUGCUGUUUUGACAGUGAUCAUAUAUACUCUGUGGUACCCGUACGCGAUGGCGAAGACGAUUCGACCGCUACUGCCCCGCGUCAGCGAUUUCAACGAGCUUGGAGUGCCGCGCAGUGAAGAUGAGAAGGAGGUAGAGUAUCUUCGCCUAUUGGAGCGCGAUCGAUCCCCUCUCAACUUCAUGUACAAGGCUUACAGGAGGCGGUGGGGCUUCUACAAACCGCUCUACAUCUUAUGCUUUAAGCUGUCCAACAUUUUGGUGAUCGGUAUCGUGACCAAAGAUAACUGCUUGUUCAGGUCCAUGCCUGGACGAACCAUGCUAGUCGUGCAGCAAAGCACUCUCAUCGUCUUGUGGAGUGUUCUGUUCGCCAUCCACCUCUACGUCGUGCCAUUCAACGAUCGGAUCAGCAACCGGUCAGAACUGGUUUCCCGAGCCGGCUACGUGCUCACCGCUGUUGUUGGCUUACUUGUUGCGCUGCAAGUGCAAGGAAGCACGGUUUAUCGGUCCACGAUUCUUUACCUCAUCCAAGCUCUGACGUAUGCGGGAAACAUCUACUUUUCCUUGGCCGGCACUGGCUGGAUGGAGCACCUGGUCAAACGAGCUCAAUCGCGGAUAGACUUCAGCAUCGACAUCUUCUCGCCUGCUCUAGACCUCGAUAAGCAUGUGAAGCGGCGCAUUUGGCAAGAGACACUCUCCACUCUGCUCCUUUGCGCACGCCCUUAUCACAUGCGUCCCGGCAAAGUAGUUGCCUUUUCCAUCGCGGACGAUUGGCCACCCUACAUGCUGUGGUUCGAGGGCUCGCCAGCUGAGCGACAUGUCGAGAACCUGAAGAUCCUCAAGGCGAUUGGCAGCGACACUUAUCGAGAGCAAGUUGACCUCCUGCGCAAUGGCGAAAACGCGGCACGUCUCACUGCAGUGAUGGACGCGAUCCAGUCCCGACUAGCUGGUCCGGAUGCGUAUUGGCGGCCCACCCAGCCGCCAUUCCCCGUUGGCGUCUCUUCGUGGUUUGGAAAGGCGUUCUUAGUGCCAUUUCCACCGACGCUGGUCAUGCGGUACGACCAAGUCCAGGGAGACGAGACCGUGCAGCUCAGCACUUUGGGGGAGCUCGAGCUCUUCGUGUCACAAAAUGAAGAUCCAGAGGUGCUGUCUCGUCGUUGGGUGCGGACAGCUCUACGCGCACUGGACGGUCAGCUAGUUCAAGCUCCUCACACUGAAGUGGUGCAGAUCGGCGGCCGUCUUGCUUCGUCUGAGAGUUUCUUGCAAAGGCGACGAAGCCGCGUGCGGGCGGCGCUCGGUUUGGGCCCUCGUCAAGGCUCAGGCGAAUUCACCCUCGCGUGUCCGACCUCGUACGAGACUGGCACCCUUCGCAUCGCUCGGAGAGAGCUCGGUUGGCAGGGAGGCCCGCACGACUUUGCUUCCGGAUUCGAAGUGACAGUCACAUACGCCGAGGGCACCCGGCAAGACCCUGAAGGCCUUACUCGAGUCCGCAAAGCCCUGACGGUCGAUGGCACGACGGCGUUCGGGUUACACGACGACUUUAGACUCACUUCCGAUUUGGUGCGCUUCUUGCGUGCCAAUGAGCACAUCGUACAUGCCCGUCGAGACAAUGUCGAGCGGAACCUACAACAAUACCGAGAUGGCUAUGCCACUGAGGCUAUCCGCAAAAGAGAGACGCUCGACUAUGCUUUCCUGACGGACGUCUUUGACGCACCAACGUUGGACCGCGUUCAGCUACGUCAGACUUUGAGAAUGGUGACCCGAAAUCCUUCAGUGCAGCACCUCCCGCGCCAAUACAGAGCGGCAAUGACCCUGCUUCACGAGCGACUGAUGCACGUCAACCAGAGCCCUGUCCACAAAUGGUGGUGGCUCUUCUGGGACGACCUUUGGCGCCAGAAUGGACGCGACUACAGCCAAUUACGACGACAUCGCCGUGCCUUGUGCCCACACUACCCAUCUAGCAUCGCCUAUCAGCCAGUGCCUCGCGCCGAAUUGGAACGCUUUCUGGAUCAACGCGGGUUGUGGCAAUGUCAGGGCGCGAGGGGCGUCAUCAACCGCGGCUUGCUGAACCGCCUGUAUUUCUAUCUCAAUAUGAUCGUCUUCGCUCGGACACGCUCGUGGAUCAAGACUCACACCAUGAAAGACCAGUCUAAUCCUUUUGCCGACCCACCUCUCUUGCCGGCCAAUGCGACCUCGGGGCGGAUUGCUCGGCACCAUAGCGAUGCAGCGGUACGCGUCGCUCUCGGCACCAUCCGGGCCUACGGACGUGUCGAGGUAGAGGAGCACGAUAUCAACACAAUUGACUCUAGUCUGGACCCAAUGUCUCGUUUUACGGGUGGCGGAACUAAUCACGACGGCAGCAACAUCAUCGAGAGACCCGCCUGGCCUUGGGCCGAGCAGAGGCUUGGUGGUCGACCCCUCCUUACCCGCUCCGAGCGCAUAUGGGACCGCGUCAUGGAGUGGCUCGCGCUCCAGCCAUACAAGGUGAACGCUCAUUUGCGGACGCUGUAUCUUUACCUUGAUCUGGUAGAUGGACCAAAAGGGUCAAGAUACGAGCUUCCUGGCACGCAUCAGGAAUCUGCGUUUGCCGAGCAGGUCGCAGAAGAAUCACCCCGCACCUAUCCGAAGAUCGAACAGACCGCAGAGGAAAUUGCCCUGGAUCGUCUGUCUCGCCCUAUUUGA
Molecule: messenger RNA, 3606 nt
Organism: Ceraceosorus guamensis
Lineage: Eukaryota; Fungi; Basidiomycota; Exobasidiomycetes; Ceraceosorales; Ceraceosoraceae
Exons: 4
Coding region: 1-3606 (1201 amino acids)
Source: RefSeq, a predicted model, not a curated record